CAAACGUUUCAGAAUUUCAUAACCAUUUGCGUUUUUUGGAAAAUAUCAAUAGCUGUAUGUCCAACUGUUGAGCGACAAGAGAAAUCGGUUGGAAUCUGGUCUUGUGUAUCAAAGAGUAAUAAGCAAAUACUGCUCGACGACGAGUCGUUCCACGAAAUCUCAGGAAGGUUGAAAUCACCACAUAUUAACAGGUUGUUUGUUAACGUUGAGGCUUUGGUAAUCAAUUCUAUCAAGAUUUCAUCAUUUCUUCGGCAGCUGUUUGGUUUUCUGUACACAAUACCCAAAAGCAUUCUGGUGGUUCUUGACACCUUUAUCCAGACCCAACAGUAAGCUCAACAAGUAGUAUUCUUACCUCACUGCAUUGAUCAGAGGCCUCUCCAAACCCAUCCACUGAGGGACUCGUACCUCUGGGCUCUGAGUACCACUGAGGGCCUUAGGGACUCGUACCUCUGCGACCAGCCGGCAGCCGGGCUCACCGGACCCCUCCUGCCGAGUCACCAUGCCACCGCGGAGCCGGAGCCGCUCCCCGGUCCGACGCUCAGACCGCGACCCGGACCGCUACGCAGACCGUCACGGGGACCGGGACCGCCACGGAGACCGGCACGGGGACCGUCACGGAGACCGUACCCGAGACAGAGAGUUGGAGCGGGUUCGAGACAGAGAUGUGGACCGGACCCGGGACCGAGACAUUGAGAGACGUGGAGACAGAGACAGGGAGAUAGAGCGGCUGAGAGAGCGAGACAGAGAGAGGGAGAGGCUCCGCGAGAGAGACAGGGAGAGGGAGAGAGAGCGGGAGCGCGAGCUCCGGAGACGGGAGAAGGAGCGAGAGAGGCCCGAGCGACGCUCCCGCUCUCGGGAGAGGGAGAGAGAGCGCCGGGGGGAGACCUCGAUGGAGCGCGACUCUUCCCCGGCCGGCCGAUCGAUGCCCAAACCCAAACUGCUCAAACGGCCGGAGUUCACCGAGGAGGACUUUAAGGGCAAAACUCCGGAAGAAAUCGAAAUGAUGAAGAUCAUGGGCUUCGGAGGAUUUGACACUACCAAAGGUAAGAAGGUGGACGGGAACAACCAGGGCGCCGUUCACGUGGUGCUGAAGCGACGAUACCGUCAGUACAUGAACAGGAAGGGCGGCUUCAACCGGCCGCUAGACUUUGUACUAUAAAGACGGUCUGCGAGGGGUGAAGCCGCUAGACUUUGUGCUUUGAGAGCGACUCACGGAGUGAAGUCGCUAGAUUUUGUGCUCUAAAGACGUUGCGAGGAGUGAAGCCGCUAAACUACUGUGCUCUGAGGUCGGCUCACGGGAUAAAGCCGCUGGACAUUGUGCUCUGCGGGCGGCCCCGUGGACACUAUGGGUGAACGUUGUACUCGAGAUGCCGCGUUGCUACCCUGACAACCAAGUCAUAGCCGGUAGCCUUUGGGGCAUGAGUGCGGAUCAAGACGCAACGCGUGGACUUUCAGUGCUCCGAGUGCUACCAGUGAAAACCUUUGGACGGUGUAUGUACUUGGGUGGACUGUGGAGCGUCACCAAGGACACUGGUGGUGAACCGAGUCCUCUGGGUGUCGAACAGGGGACGCUACUGGUUGAUCCAGUGGAAACCGAGGUAGGUGAGCGCUGAGUCGGCGCUUAGGAGAGAGGUUCAUGGACACUGGUGUGUGAAUGGAGUCGACGGUGGAGCCUGUUGGUCUAUCCUCAUCCGUACAUACCCUGAGAAUAUUGUGCUAUGUGGUGUAAAACUAAAAAUCAAACGUUCGAGCUCAUUUUGAGGACUGCUACCUAUGCUUUUCAUUUUCAUGUCACAUUGAGCAAAGACAAUUCAUUUGUGUUUGGCCACCUUUAUCAUUUAACCCGAAAUGUCUGAUAGCAUGCGGAUUGCACGUCGGUGUGUCUGUAAACAACUGUUGCUUGAUCUUAUGGUGUCCUGCAUUUUUCUUUGGUUGGGAUGAGAGGAGUGCAGGUACUUGCGUACGCUUCCCUCACUUUUGUAUGUUUUGCAUCCAAGAUUGUGUCACAUAAGUUCAGUAAUAAAAACAAUAGUACAAAA
Messenger RNA from Amphibalanus amphitrite, 2039 nucleotides. RefSeq names its product U4/U6.U5 small nuclear ribonucleoprotein 27 kDa protein-like. The record is from RefSeq and is a predicted model, not a curated record. NCBI's taxonomy places the organism in Eukaryota, Metazoa, Arthropoda, Thecostraca, Balanomorpha, Balanidae. The coding region runs from base 500 to 1159 and encodes 219 amino acids. Gene Ontology annotation, cellular component: precatalytic spliceosome. Gene Ontology annotation, biological process: RNA splicing. The transcript has 5 exons.